Messenger RNA from Cyphellophora europaea CBS 101466, 1002 nucleotides. RefSeq lists its product as uncharacterized. The transcript has a single exon. The record is from RefSeq and is a predicted model, not a curated record. Lineage: Eukaryota; Fungi; Ascomycota; Eurotiomycetes; Chaetothyriales; Cyphellophoraceae. Bases 1 to 1002 code for a protein of 333 amino acids. Gene Ontology annotation, molecular function: S-adenosylmethionine-dependent methyltransferase activity.
AUGGCCUUUCCCAAACCCACCAGCACCGAAAACGACGACCCCUGGGCCGAAGUCGCCGCUGCAGCCCGCAUGCUGAGCCAACGGUCCACCCCAUCCUGCGCCACCACCACAGCCAUCCAAUCCCGCUCCUCAACCAGCCCCAACGACCCACCUCCCAACGACCCAAAGCCCUCCACCACUCUCCCCGCCAUCAACACCACCCUCUUCACCACCGUCGACACCCUCCUCCCCUUCUCCACCGCCACCACCAUCCUCGACACCGGCUGCGGUUCCGGCGCCAUCACGAGCGCCCUCAUCGCCGCCCACGGGCCUUACAUCCCCAAAUCCGCCACCCUGCUCGCGGGCGACACCAGUGCCGCCAUGCUCGCCAACUUCCGCGCCCUGCGCGACGAGAAGCUGCGGUCGCAGCUGGCGCGCGACGACGAGGCGCGCUCGCUGUGGGAGAAGAUAAGGAUCGAAAGGAUCGAUGCGCAGACAUUGGAGGGCGUGGAAGAUGGGAGUGUGAGUCAUGUGCUGAGUGGGCAUGUGUAUUUUCUGUUGGAGGACUAUGAUGGGGCGUUGAGGGAGACGGCGAGGGUGUUGCGGGCUGGUGGGGUGGUGGGGAUGACGACGGGGACGGGGAGCGAGCAUCUUGAGGCGCUGGAGUGGGCGGUGGAGCAGGUUAGGCCUGAGACCGGGUUGAGGUGUAUCAAGGAGGAGUGGCGGACGAGGGAGGGGGUGGAGGGAGUGGUGCGCAGGGCGGGGUUUGAAGGGGUGGAGGUGAGGGAGGUGGAGAGUGAGAUGAGGUUUGGGGAGGGGGAGGCCAGGGGUUUGGCGGGGAUUUUGGUCGUGAUUCCGGUGGUGAAGGAGGUUGUGGCGGGGUGGCGGGCGGAGGAGAAGGAGAAGUUAGUGGAUUUGUUGGCGGAAGAGGUGGAGAGGAGGGGUGGCGAUGGGAGGGUGUUAAAGGGGUCGAACUUCGUGACCGUCGGGAGGAAGCCGUCUCAAGCCUCUGCAGUUGCUUGA